Molecule: messenger RNA, 2257 nt
Organism: Archocentrus centrarchus (flier cichlid)
Lineage: Eukaryota; Metazoa; Chordata; Actinopteri; Cichliformes; Cichlidae
Gene: slc45a3
Product: solute carrier family 45 member 3
Exons: 7
Coding region: 297-1961 (554 amino acids)
Biological process (GO): transmembrane transport
Cellular component (GO): membrane
Molecular function (GO): sucrose:proton symporter activity
Source: RefSeq, a predicted model, not a curated record
GCCGCACUGGCAGGUGAAGAUGUCUGUGUCUAAUGGGGAGCAAAUGCCACCCCAAAUAAUAAGGAAACUCAAGAAAGUUGUCUUUGCUGAUCUCUGAAGACCGCUUCCCUCAGACAGCGCUGCACACCAUGAUAUGGAAGUUUUCCACAACUGAUGACCAGCUCAAACCCUUUUGGGAAACCCCUUUGUUUAAAAACUGUCUUUACAUAAACUUAAUAUUUCAUAUUAGGACUCAAAGACAUUCAUACAUUCAAAUAAGUCUCUAAAUUAAAAAAACUGAAGAGCCAAAAGCAAAGAUGGCGGUGGAAAAGUGGUUUCAGUGCCAGAUGUGGAAGCUGUUGCUGGUGAACAUUUUAUCAUGUGGCCUAGAGGUGUGCAUGGCUGCAGGAACUGUCUACAUCCCACCUCUACUGCUGGAGGCCGGCAUGGAGGAACGCUACAUGACUAUGAUGCUGGCUGUGACUCCAGUUUUGGGCUUGAUCUUUAUACCCAUGAUUGGCUCUGCUAGUGAUUCGUGGAGAGGCCGCUUCGGUCGACGCCGGCCGUUUAUCUGGAUGCUAAGCCUGGGAGUUUUGCUAGGCCUGCAGAUCAUUCCCCAGGCCCGGAGCCUGACUCUUCUGAUUUCACCACAGCACCCUCACUGGGUGGAAGCUGCCCUGCAGGCUGUAGCUGUAUGCCUUGUUGAAUUCUGUGCACAGGCCUGUCUUACCCUACUGCUUGCCCUGUUGUCAGACCUGUUUCCUGGGGAUGAAGAAAAUCGCAAAGCAUUCUCAGUUAAUUCCCUGAUGACGAGCCUGGGUGGAUGCUUGGGGUUUUUGUUUCCUGCUGUGGACUGGAGCCAGAAACCCAUAGCAGCAUACAUGGGAGGGCAGAAGGCCUUUGUUUACACCCUGCUCACCCUCCUCUUCCUUGGCUGCCUCCUCACCACAACCUGCAUCACAGAGGAAGCAGGAGCCAAGGGAGAGAGGAAGACUCUUGCUCAUCCCCCUUUAAAAAGUUUGAGGAGCAGCUGCUGUCUGUUCCCCUUCCUGCCUUGGCCCCGUCGUUUCCGUGAUGCGCUGUGUCGAUGUGCAUCAGAGUGUCUUUCAGUGCUACGUCGUGUGUACGUGGCGUACAAACAUGUGCCGCAGGUCAUAUGGAGACUUUUUGUGGCAGAGAUGUUUAGCUGGAUGGCGGUGAUGAGCGUCAUGCUUUUCUUUGCUGACUUUAUGGGGGAGGGAUUGUAUCAGGGAGUGCCAAGUGCAGAUCCAGAAUCACCAGAAAGAAAAAGCUAUGAUGAAGGUGUGCGCAUGGCCAGUCUGGCCCUCUUCCUGCAAUGUGUGGUGUCGGUGCUUUGCUCCAUGCUAAUGAACCGCUGGGUGGCUCUGCUGGGAGCCAGGCAGGUGUACAGUAGUGGUGUGGUUAUUCUACUGUUGGCCACCACCAUCAUGAGUGUCUCAGACAGCGUGACAGUGGUCACUGUCAUGGCUGCUGUGACAGGGUACACACUCUGUGUCCUUCAGGUCCUGCCAUACACACUGCUGUGCCUCUAUCACUCAGACAGACAGGUUUUUUUCAAGUCAUCCAGACCCAGACCGCUUCAGUGCAGCGCAAGUAACACCCCAACACUUACCAAGCCCGUUCCCUCACAUGGUUCACUUGAUAAGCACCAAGCAGGGGGGCUGACACUUCCUGGGGUGGAGUUCUCUGUUGGGUCACCUCAUGUAUCACCUUUAGUGGGUGGAGGUGACAGAGCUGAAGCAGAUUCCACACAAGUGUCACAGAGAGGGAUGUGCUUUGACAUGGCGAUACUGGAAGGGGCGUACCUGCUGUCCCAGGUGCUGCCAGCAAUGUGCCUCGGCUCCAUAGUGCAGCUAACCAACAGCGUGAGGGCUUACAUGGCCUCCGCCUGCUGCUUCAGCUUACUGGCUUUGCUCUUUGCCAGCAGAGUUGUCUACAGCGACGCUGACCUCCAGCGCUGAUCGACUGUCCAUCAAGAACAUAAGCAGACAGAAAAGUAUUCUGCUGUGAAAAGUGCAUCCCGAGAGUUCUAGUGUGGGAACACACUGCAUUGAAGGUUUUAUAGAUAUUCAAGGACCCACUGAAGCUUGCUGAAACUGUGAUGUAUAAAGCAGUCACAUAAGAAUCGUGCUGCCAGUUUAAGACUCAUACCACAUGGCAAAUGUAGUGUCUUCUUAAUACAAUAAAGUCUAUGGAUGCUGUAUUUCUGUCACAUAUUGUGAUCAAACGGUGUACAGAAUACACUGCACGCUCAUGU